AUGUCGUUCGAACAGAUUCUACAAACGCUAGCAAUAACUGCGCAGAACCAGCAACAGCUUUUGAGCCAGCUAAGCGAGUCGCAGAGGCAGUUGACCGACGCUAUCACACGUCAAGUACACGGUAACACGGUUGACGACAGCACAGUGAUGCAUGCAAAAUCGUCACAAUUUUCUAACCUCGCUGCACGACUUGGUAAGUUUGUCCAUGAUCCUACGAGGGGCAAAACCUUCACGCUAUGGUACGAACGUCACGAAGGCACUUUUGUCGAGGGUACGAAAGAUCUCACGGAAGAAGAGUACAAGGAAUUGCUUUUGCAUGCUCUCGGUGACGAUGAAUAUCAACGGUUGCUUAGUCGCGUAUCUCCGAAGAAACCGCACGAAUUUAGUUUCAAGGACCUCGUGUCACACUUGAAGAAACAAUUCCAUGAUAAUAAAACCCUUUUUCAACGUCGUUUCGAAGCCUUAAAUUUUCGUGCUUCUCGGUCGAAUACUGCUUUAGAAAUACUUGAUAAAGUAAACGUUCUUGGGGAUGCUUUUGAGAUCGAAAAUUUCAAUAUUGACCAACUAAAGAUCCUCCUCGCAGUUCUCGCGCUCAGCGAUCAUGCCUAUCAUGCGGAACGGACGGUUUUUUUCAAAGUGGCAUCAGAGAAGGAAGACUGUACGUUCGAAAACAUCCGGGAAGUUUGCUACGCAUACGCUAACCGUACUGCAGACAUUAUGCGUGUCGAAGGUCAACGUCUUGACGAGGUAAAUGCGGUUAAACAGUCAGCGACGAAACCGACGAAGGACAAAGGCUCUAAGUUCAAAGACAAGAAAGCAGCUUCUUCUAAGUUUCGGCUUUGCUAUGGUUGCGGUGCUACAGAUCAUAAACGCAUCGACUGCCCUUUCAAGAAACUCGAAUGCAGAGCAUGCAACAAAAUAGGUCACAUCGCAAAGGUUUGUUUAUCCAAGCAACAAGGUAAAGUCAACACGAUUCAGCUACAAGGUGUUCUUGGCACAGGACACAAGCAUCUCACUAGUAAUAGCAAACCGUUAAAAAUGCAAUUGGAUACAGGAACGGAUGUAACUACAAUUGAUACACAAGCUUGGGCAUGGAUUGGUUUUCCAGAGCUUCAACCUUACAAAGUGUCAUGUUCAAAUGUGUCAGGUCAUCCUCUACGCAUCAAAGGAUUUUUCGACGCUUCACUUCGCUACAAGAAUUGUUCGACAAUAGCACCGAUCAUCGUACUAGAUCGUCCAGAGAUUGCGCUCGUCAGUGCACAAGUGAUCGAUGAAUUGAGAUUGAUCAGCUACGACACAGGACUUUCAGACACUCAACAGUCAAUCAACAUGGUUACUAUCAAUGAGCUGCAGAAACAAUUUACGGAACUUUUUAGUGACUCCACGGGAGAAUGCACUAAGACUACCAUUCAUCUACGACUAAAACCAGAUGCUCAUCCAGUACACGUUCCACGUCGGCCAAUCGCACUUGCAUUGGAAGAACCGAUUAAUGCGGAACUCGAUAGACUUGUCAAGCAGGGUAUUUUAACGCCAGUUGAUUCUUCGGACUGGGCGGCUCCCAUCGUCGUUGCACGAAAGGCAAACGGGAAAAUACGUAUUUGUGCAGAUUACUUCACAGGCCUAAAUGACGCACUCGAGACAGAGGACCACUUGAUUCCAAGUGUGGAAGAUAACAUGACACAGCUUCAAGGAAAAAAAAGUAUUAAGCCUGAUCCAGCUCGUUUCCGAUCGAUUCAAGCGAUGCGGGUACCUCAGAAUACAAAGGAGGUUCGUUCAUUUUUGGGCUUAGUUACUUACUAUGGAAAGUUUGUACAAAACUUUCAUCGGCUAAAGGCACCGUUGGAAGCAUUACUCAAGAAGGAUGUUCCUUUCGCCUGGACGUCAAAACGGCAAAGAGCAUUCGAGGACAUCAAACGUGUUCUUCUAGGUCCACUCUUAUUAACUCACUACGAUCCGAAACAAACCUUGAUCGUUGCUGCCGAUGCCAGCUCAGUCGGCAUUGGCGGAGCUUUGCUACAACGAGCACCAGAUGGUAAAGUAAAAGCCGUUUUUCACAUGUCAAAAGCGCUGACAGAGACUCAGCAAAAAUACAGCCAGAUCGAGAAGGAAGCGCUAGCGCUAAUCACAGCGGUCGAGCGUUUCAGGAAAUUCGCCUACGGCCGUCAUUUCGUAUUACAAACGGAUCAUCGUCCACUACUGGCAUUGUUUAGGACAUCGAAUACAAAGGGUUUGGAUACACGUACAGCAAAUCGUUCGAAACGAUGGGCUCUUCGUUUAAUCGGAUACGACUUCGAGAUCGAGUAUGUAAAUACUGAGAAGUUCGGUCAAGCCGAUGCUCUUUCGAGACUUAUACAGGAAGCCCGCCAAGAUGCAAUAGAUCCGGACCUCGAGGAGCUUCAGCAGGCAACAGUUCGUGAUAGCAUUCUCACAAAGGUUACAGAUUGUUUGCGCACGAGAUGGCUGAAACCCGACGCUAUUGACAAAGAUUUACUGCCAUACUAUCGUCGUCGUGAAUACCUCGCUAUUGUGGAUGGGAUACUAGUCUCGGAUGAAAAAUUGGUAAUUCCUAAACGUCUACAUUCUGUCGUUUUGAACCGCCUCCAUAUCGCACACCCAGGUAUUCGGCGCAUGGUUCAAUUGGCUCGACGUUACUUCUAUUGGCCGGCAAUGCAUGACGACAUCGAAAAAUACAUCAAGAAGUGCGAUCACUGUAUGCAGACAGCCGCGAAUCCAGUUAAGGAACCAUUACACCCGUGGCCUAAUCCAGAGAAGCCAUGGUGUCGUCUUCACAUUGAUUUCGCUGGUCCGCUUCAGGGACAGUGGGCUCUCGUCAUUGUGGAUAGCUACUCCAAAUUUGUGGAUGCAAGUUGGUUUUCAACGAUAACUGCAGCGGCAACGUGUCGAUAUCUCCGCAAGUUAUUCAGUCGUUAUGGACCGCCAGAGGUACUAGUAUCCGAUAACGGUACGCAGUUCACUUCGGAAGAAUUCGCGCAACUUUGCGCUGAAUUUAACAUUCUCCAUCUUCGAAGCCUACUGGGGCACCCACAAUCAAACGGCCAAGCCGAAAGGAUGGUUAGAACGUUGAAAAGUUCUAUACACGUUACUUCUCCAUCAACACCGUUGGAUAUCUUUAGACCAAUUACAAAACCUAAAUUGGCUCUGACUUCAAAACAGCAGAGAAUGAAACAACAGUUCGACUCUCAUCACGGAGUAAAGUCACGUUCUUUUGUUCCAGGUCAGGCGGUUGUGAUUCAACUCUCAAAUGGGCAGCGUGUUCCUGGAGAGAUAGACUGA
Messenger RNA from Ooceraea biroi (clonal raider ant), 3294 nucleotides. RefSeq lists its product as uncharacterized. Lineage: Eukaryota; Metazoa; Arthropoda; Insecta; Hymenoptera; Formicidae. Gene Ontology annotation, biological process: DNA integration. Gene Ontology annotation, molecular function: zinc ion binding; nucleic acid binding. The record is from RefSeq and is a predicted model, not a curated record.